Striga hermonthica is the source of this 1323-nucleotide messenger RNA. NCBI's taxonomy places the organism in Eukaryota, Viridiplantae, Streptophyta, Magnoliopsida, Lamiales, Orobanchaceae. The record is from the annotation of a GenBank genome assembly.
AUGGAGGGUACAAGCACAAAAUGCGGCAGAACCUCAGAUUUGCAGCCCAGCCCGUGGGUCUCGGCUGACAUCAUCAGCCACCUCCCGGACCACAUCAUCUGCCACAUCCUGUCUUUUCUUCCCACCAAACACUCGGUGGUGACCAGCACCCUCUCCAAGAGAUGGAGGCCCAUCUGGGCCCACGUCCCCACUCUGGAUCUCCGCAGUGGGGCCCACCAUCCGAAUUUCCCUGCAACAGUGGACCGCAUUCUGUCGCUCCAUGUGGCUCGGGCCUUGGACUCCUUUUCCCUCUACCAAGAGAACUCAGCAGAUUUCACCGAGUCCGACCUCGGGAAUUGGAUCGGGGCUGCCAUCGAGCGCAACGUGAAAAAUGUUCAUCUCGAAUUGGACUCCACAGAUAUGGUCAAAUCGCCCCAAUGCCUCUUCUCUUGCGGGACGCUCGUCAACCUGCGGCUUGAAGUAUGCGUUCUGCCCACUUUCAGCGGGCCCACAUCCCUCCCGAGCCUCAAGAAGCUUCACCUACGUUUGGUCGAGUACAAGGACAAUAACGCCCUCCCUCAGCUACUCGAGGGGUGUCCAGUUCUCGAGGAUUUGACCGUGGAUGGAAUUGCGGAGGCUUUGGGCCAAUUGACUGUACGCUCGUCCACGUUGAGGAGGCUCGAGCUCGGUUCCAUGGCUGACCAAUUGGAUUGUGAUGUGGUUGUGGAUGCUCCCGGGAUGAGGUGCCUCAAGACGAGUGAAUGCUUGUACGGCCAUAUCAAGCUUAUCUCGGUGGCCUCUUUGGUUGAGGCUGACAUCUGCUUCAGCAAUGAGAUGUUUGUGGAGUAUGGGAACCUCUAUGUUAUCAACGUGUUGCGGUUUAUGAAGAGACUUGGUGAUGUGAGGGCACUGAAAUUGUCGGGUUCGAUUGAGUUGUUUCCCGACAUUCAACUUGUUAGUUAUUACGUGAAGUUCAGUAAUAUAGUCAGGCUUGAAGUGGCUGCUGACUGGCGUAUCUUCCCAUCGAUCUUUAGGAGUGCUGAAAAUCUCAAAGUCCUCAUUCUCCAUGGGGGUUAUUGGAAUCUCCAAAGGUGGUCUAUAACCAUGAUGGGACGUUGUACCUGCCUCUUAUAUCCCCUCCAAACUGUAAUCAUUCGUGAGUUUGGGUGUGCCGAGGAUGAGUUUGCAGCCGUUCGGUUUAUUCUGGCAAAUACUCGAGUCCUUAAGAGGAUGGAAAUUUAUACUGCUUCCAUUGGCAUUCGUCCCAAGGCGAAAUCUCGUGCUCUCAGGAGGAUACAGUUAUUACCUCGAGAAUCGGUAGAAUGCGAGAUUGAAUUAUCGUGA